AUGGGUUACCGAGGUCGUCAUUACUCCGAGAGCUCCAGCUCCAGCCGUUCGCGCUCUAGAUCUCGAGAAGCAAGGGACUCUCAUUCAAAACAUAGCCGAUCUCGUUCUUCACAUUCUCACCGAAAUCCUCUGAAUCGAGAUGCGUAUGUUGACUCUCUUUAUAAAUUUAUUACAUUAGACAGCGACUCAAGUCAGGACGAACGAAACGAGAAAAGAGACAUGUCUAAGACUCGAAGACAAGAUAGUGAUAUGGAUGACGUUGGUUUUGGAGAUGACAUGGAUGGUUUUGCCAUUGAUCUCAACGAAUCUGGUUAUCAAUCGAGUAGAGCAAAUCCUCGUGAAAAAGAUUCACUUCUGAAGAAGAUGAGGAUUCCAGAGAUCAACAACAUUCACAAGGCAGUUAUUAAAAGCAAUCUCGCGUUCGGUUCUUUUGCUAGAAUACCUGAAUAUGCCUUCGAUGGUCUAAUCUACACAAGCAACUAUAUUCCUGACCAUCCUGCUCCCCGCGAGGGACAGGAAGUAUGGGUGAAGGUACUACGCGUUUUUGAGUCGGAAAACAAAGUGAAGUUGGUGAUGGGCUGUGGCUUCUUUGAUAGAAUGUCGCUCUCCAUGAAGGAAUGCAAUCAGCAGACCGGAAAAGAUUUGAAUCCGAGCAACAAUCAUGAUGAAGGUUAUUUCGCAGAUAAUCAAUAUAUCCAGUCGAGCUCGAUUCGGAAAAUCACGUGCUCGCGCGUUUGA
This is a messenger RNA of Blastocystis hominis, 738 nucleotides long. RefSeq lists its product as hypothetical. The transcript is spliced from 4 exons. Gene Ontology annotation, molecular function: RNA binding. Lineage: Eukaryota; Bigyra; Opalinata; Blastocystidae. The record is from RefSeq and is a predicted model, not a curated record. The coding region runs from base 1 to 738 and encodes 245 amino acids. Gene Ontology annotation, biological process: RNA stabilization.